This is a messenger RNA of Rosa rugosa (rugosa rose), 835 nucleotides long. RefSeq lists its product as uncharacterized. NCBI's taxonomy places the organism in Eukaryota, Viridiplantae, Streptophyta, Magnoliopsida, Rosales, Rosaceae. The coding region runs from base 300 to 734 and encodes 144 amino acids. The transcript has 3 exons. The record is from RefSeq and is a predicted model, not a curated record.
UGAAGGCCUCAAUAAACGUGUCCUACAAGUCAGAGGACACGUUGAACUUUCGUGACGCUGAUAUGCAGAAUAUCCUUCCAUCCAUCCCUCUCGGUUUUCAAUUUGCAAAGUAGAUCAGAGGAAGCUCCUCUCUUCCUCAAUCCCACUCCCACUUCCAGAAACAUUGAAGGCCCUUAUAGUGAAGAGAAUUGCAAAAUUUGAUCCAACAUAGAGAGCAAGCAAGAUGAAGUUCUGCAUGGUAUUUGUUAUUCAUAGAUCAUUCAAGUAUUUCUUGUGCUAUAUUCCAGCCAUGGAAUUUUAUGCUAGAUAAGGAUGAAAACCAGACAAGGAAUGAGGAAGGUGUAACAUAUCAAAUUCCUGUUUUGAAACCGUUCUCAAGUUCUCCAGAUAUUGAAGUGCAAGCUAAUGCGGUUGAUUGGGGAGGUGGAAAACACAUUGUACCUUCUGGAGAUAUAGAUGCCUCUGGUGAAGUAAACAUGGAGGCAUCAAUAACACCUGAUGACGUUAUACGGGCUGGAGGCUUUGGUGCUAGAGAUGAUAUAAGUAGUUUUCUUCCUGUCGCGAGUGAUUCUACUGAUUUUGAAGCUACAAUACGUGAUGCCCGAGACUAUGAAGAACCACAGGGAGAUAUCAGUAGACCAGACUCUUGGCUGGACGAAAAGCUAGAGGAACAAAAUAACUGUGUUGUUGCUGGUUUACCAGCCUAUCAUAAAUGUAAGUUUUGUUGUACUUGAAAUGUUACUACUUUUUGGUUCUUCAAGUUCAAGGAAUGCUCAGAAUAUGUUAUCGUAAAAGUUGGGCAUAUAUCGAUCAGAGAUGUACUUUAAUCCUUUGA